Messenger RNA from Galdieria sulphuraria, 971 nucleotides. Its product is annotated as rRNA processing protein-related protein isoform 2. Gene Ontology annotation, biological process: ribosomal large subunit biogenesis; rRNA processing. The record is from RefSeq and is a predicted model, not a curated record. The transcript has a single exon. Bases 8 to 796 code for a protein of 262 amino acids. NCBI's taxonomy places the organism in Eukaryota, Rhodophyta, Bangiophyceae, Galdieriales, Galdieriaceae. Gene Ontology annotation, cellular component: nucleolus; preribosome, large subunit precursor; nuclear periphery.
UUGAUUGAUGGAGUCGUCGUCAUCUUCUCAUCAUUUGUUAAAGGAACAGAAUAACAACACAGAAUGGUUAGAAGAUGGUGAAAUAAAAGCAAUACCAAAGGACUUGAUAAAGGGAAAGACUCUUGUUGCAACCAUACACGAACCAACACUGCUGGAGGAAAGUUUCCAGAACAUAGAAAUAAGGGGUAACUUACAAGACACUCUGUUGACUACUCUUCCUGGACACCUCACGGACAAGUUGGCUAUGAAUGACUUGGAAAGAGAAUCAGUGUUUAUGGAACAAACUUCUCAAUCAGUAUCUCAAGUGAUAAAAACCUUAUGCGAACGGGGAAUACCUUAUCGACGACCAGACGACUACUUUGCUGAAAUGGUAAAAGAUGAUAAGCACAUGGGUAAAAUAGAAGAAAGAUUGAUGGCUGAGAAAGAGAGAUUGGAACGUAUUCAAAGGAAAAAGGAAGAACGAGAAGCAGCCAAACUAUCCAAACAACUACAGCUGGAAAGAGAAAAGGAAAAGAAACAAAAAACGAAACAGUUUCAAGAAAACGUAGAACAACUCAAAAAGCAACGCAAAAAGAAUAGUGACAAAACCAUGGAGUAUUGGGAAGAAGAAGAAGAAGAAGACGAUGACUUUCCUGUAGAGUUGCUAGAAGUGGAAGAAAUGGGUGCCGGUAAGAGAAAGUGGUCUGCAACGGAGAAGAAAAAGAAACCAAAGGUUGCGAUAAGUAGAGGAAUAGUAAAGAAGAGAAAGCCUAAAGGUCGCUAUUUUUCGAAAAACAAGCCAACACGCGGCCGUUAGUUUACGGUUUAUUGUACUAUGCUAGAGUUGGAAAUAUUCUUAAACGAAUAAUAAACAACUUACUUUGUUUAAUAUAUAUGGAAUAUAAGAACGUGACUUGGAUACUAUUUCUUCCACUCUUUCUUCCUCUAUCUCAUCUGCGUGGCUAUUGAACUGCUGUGUACUCCGCAACCAU